UCCCUUUUCCCCUCCUUCCCUCCCUCCGGUUCACUCCCCGAACAAAAAAAAAACCCGGUUUUCUCUCUCUUUGAGCUAGCUUUCCUUCUCUUGAUCAUGUUUGCGACCGAGUUGUUCGAUAUCCCGGUUCGGACCAACGAGCCGGGGUUCACGGCCCACGAGCUACAUGAGCUCUUGUCCUUCCUCGAUUCUACUGAUCAAUAUGACCACCAAGCCGCCACGACGACAACAACAACGACGGGUAGCCCGAACUCGAACUCCGGUUCGGAAGGGUCGGACCGGUCCGUUUACAACGUGGACGAGAGGAAGCGGAGGCGGAUGGUGUCGAACCGGGAGUCCGCCCGACGGUCCAGGUGGAGGAAGAAGAGGCAUUUGGAGAAACUGACGGAACAGGCGAACCGGUUGAACCUGGAGAACCAGGAGCUGAAGUACGCGUUGGGUUCGACCCUGAGCCAGUGCAACGUGGUCUGGAAGGCGAACCAGCGACUGAGAUCCGAGUCGAUUGUCCUACGUGGCAGGCUCACCGGUUUGUGCCGGACGUUAGCCGCCAUGCACGGCCAUGCAGUGAAUUAUAACGGAGCCCCAAAUUACUCGGACCGUUAGUAAUUAUGAACACGGUCCCCGUUAUAAAAAAAAGCAACAUUU
Molecule: messenger RNA, 645 nt
Organism: Linum trigynum
Lineage: Eukaryota; Viridiplantae; Streptophyta; Magnoliopsida; Malpighiales; Linaceae
Source: the annotation of a GenBank genome assembly